Messenger RNA from Glycine soja, 1017 nucleotides. RefSeq names its product ATP-dependent DNA helicase PIF1-like. Gene Ontology annotation, molecular function: DNA helicase activity. Gene Ontology annotation, biological process: telomere maintenance; DNA repair. The record is from RefSeq and is a predicted model, not a curated record. NCBI's taxonomy places the organism in Eukaryota, Viridiplantae, Streptophyta, Magnoliopsida, Fabales, Fabaceae. The transcript has a single exon. Bases 1 to 1017 code for a protein of 338 amino acids.
AUGGCUCAUGUAGUAGCUACCUUCCUUUUUUUCUAUGCAAAUACACAUGAACAGAGGCAUAUCUUUGAUAGUAUCAUUAAUGCUGUCAAUAGAGGCGCUGGUGGAAUGUUUUUCCUAUAUGGGUAUGGAGGUACUGGGAAGACCUUUAUGUGGAAGACAUUAGCUUCUACAUUACGUUCAAAAGGUGAUAUUAUGUUAACUAUUGCGUCAAGUUGGAUAACAUCAUUGUUAUUACCAUAUGACAAAACUGCACAUUCAAAAUUUUCUAUUCCUGUGCCUACAUUACAAAACUCAAUGUCUAAUAUCCACCAAGGUACAGAACAGGCUGAACUAUUAAAGGCAACCAAAUUGAUUAUAUGGGAUGAGGCUCCUAUGGCUCAUAGGUAUUGUUUUGAGGCAUUAGAUAAGACAUUGAGUGACAUCAUGUGUAUGUCUAAUUCUGACAAUGUUCCAUUUGGUGGAAAAGUUGUAGUAUUUGGAGGUGAUUUCAGGCAAAUUCUUCCUGACAUUCCUAGAGGAAGUAGAUCAGAUAUAGUGCAUGCUACUAUAAAUGCCUCAUACCUGUGGGACUACUGUACUGUCUUGAAGCUGACAAAAAAUAUGUGUUUGCAGUCGAACCUCACAUUGACAAAUUCACAAGAAAUCAAGAGCUUUUCCCAGUGGCUGAUAGAUGUUGGUGAUGGGAAACUAGGCAAAAGUGAUGAUGGCUGUUAUGAGAUAAAAAUUCCACCUGAUCUUUUAAUAACAAGCUUCACCGAUCCUAUUGAAGCAAUUGUAAACCAUACCUACCCAGAUAUCCAGAAGAAGUAUAAAGAUGAGGAAUUUCUCAAAUCCAGAUCUAUACUUGCUACAAAAAAUGAGGUUGUAGACCAAAUCAAUGACUAUGUAUUAAACAUUAUCCGAGGGGAAGAAAAGGGGUAUUUCAGCUAUGACUCAAUUGACAUGACAAAUGCUGCAGCAACUAAAGCUUUUGAAGCAAUUACACUAGAGUUUCUACAUUCAUUAAAGACAUCAUGA